Lactuca virosa is the source of this 1248-nucleotide messenger RNA. Lineage: Eukaryota; Viridiplantae; Streptophyta; Magnoliopsida; Asterales; Asteraceae. The record is from the annotation of a GenBank genome assembly.
AUGGCUAACGGCAAGACAGAGAGUUCUCACGAGAUUUACUUAGGUUGUUCCCUCACGCUAGAUAAUCAUUCGUUCCCAAUCGACCUCAUACCAGUAGCUAUCCAAAGUUUCGACGUCAUCAUAGGCAUGGACUGGCUGAGUCUUUAUCGUGCCGACAUUCUGUGCUUCGAAAAAGCAGUCCGCCUGAAUCUACCGAAUAACGAAACCUUGUUGAUCUACGGAGACAAACCCAGUACGAGCCUUCGUAUCAUCUCGAGUAUUCAAGCCCAUAAGUACUUGCGUAAGGAAUAUCAUGCAUUCCUGGCGCACAUUGUCGAUACGAGCCAGAAAACAAAAGACCUAAAAGACCUCCCCGUGGUACGCGAUUUUCCCGACAUCUUUCCGGAAGAACUCCCGGGUUUACCCCCGCAACGUCAAGUCGAGUUCCGAAUCGACUUAAUUCCACGAGAGAUCCCAGUAGCCAAAUCGCCUUAUCGUCUAGCACAUGCUGAGAUGCAAGAACUGUCCGGUCAACUUAACGAACUGCUCAGCAAGGGCUUUAUAAGACCAAGCUUCUCACCCUGGGGAGCACCAGUCUUAUUCGUGAAGAAGAAUGACAGAUCGUUCCGUAUGUGCAUCGAUUACAGGGAACUCAACAAGCUUACAGUCAAGAAUCGUUACCCUCUUCCUCGCAUAAACGAUUUAUUUGACCAGCUGCAAGGGGCGAGCUACUUUUCCAAGAUUGAUCUGAGGUCCGGGUAUCACCAUUUACGAGUGCUGGAGGAAGAUGUCCUGAAGACAGCCUUCCGAACUCGUUACGGACACUACGAGUUCGUAGUGAUGCCAUUCGGAUUGACCAAUGCGCCCGCAGUAUUCAUGGACUUGAUGAAUAGACGAAGAGGGAUCCAUGUGGACCCUUCCAAAAUUAAAGAAAUCAAGAACUGGUCAAGCACCGAAGACGCCUACGGAAAUUCGUCAAUUUCUAGGCCUCGCUGGCUACUACCCGCAGGUUCAUUCAGAACUUCUCUCGAAUUGCGAAAAACCCUCACUACAUUGACCCAGAAGGGCGUGACCUUUGACGGGGAAGAGAAGCAGGAGAAAGCGUUCCAAACGCUGAAGCGAGCCUUUGUACAACCGCACCGAUACUGUCCCUCCCCGAAGGAACAGAAGACUUUAGUAGUCUAUUGCGAUGCGUCAAAUCAAAGGCUCGGAGUGUUAUAUGCACGAGGUAAGGUCAUCGCCUACGCCUCAAGACCUGAAGACACAUGA